Cavenderia fasciculata is the source of this 3318-nucleotide messenger RNA. RefSeq lists its product as uncharacterized. The transcript has 6 exons. Gene Ontology annotation, molecular function: long-chain fatty acid-CoA ligase activity. Gene Ontology annotation, cellular component: endoplasmic reticulum; membrane. The coding region runs from base 1 to 3318 and encodes 1105 amino acids. Gene Ontology annotation, biological process: long-chain fatty acid metabolic process. NCBI's taxonomy places the organism in Eukaryota, Evosea, Eumycetozoa, Acytosteliales, Cavenderiaceae. The record is from RefSeq and is a predicted model, not a curated record.
AUGAUCAGGCAUUCAGAAGAAGAACUCAAAGUUAAAAAUUUAAUUUCAAAAUUUAGACCAAACGUUAGUCUUGCACAAUCUCUCAAAGGUGACACUGUCUAUGAAUCAUUUCAAAAUUCAUUUAAUUACUUUAAAGAUAGACCAUGUUUGGGUACAAGAAAAAGAAUCUUUAAAGAUGAAAAGAAUGAGGAGGUGACCUUGGGUGAAUAUGAAUGGAACACUUAUCAAGAUACAUACGAUCGAUCGAUUAUGAUUGGUAAUGGGUUACGUCAAUUUAUAGAUACUAGAUCAUUCCUAUCGAUUUGUGCAAACAAUUGUAUCGAAUGGACAUUGACAGACUUGGCUUGUAUUUGGCAUGGUAUAAGAGUAGUUCCGCUACAUCAUCAAUCUUCAAAAGACAAGAUAGAAGAAAUCAUGAACAACUGUCAAUCAAACAGUAUCGUCGUCACACCAGACAUUGUAGACAAGAUCAUCGAGUUGGUUCAUGACAAUCAACUGCCAUGUCUCAAAGUGAUCAUUCUCAUCGGCCCACCACCCCAAAGAGAAAGAGAUCUGAUUGCCACUUUACCCAGUCACAUUCAAGUAAAAGAGUUUAAAGAAAUCGAGUCGAUUGGUAGAGAAAUGGUAGACCUCGUUCCACACAGUCCAUUCCGAUCGGAUGAGUUGUUUGGUCUGAUGUAUUCGUCGGGAAGUACAGGAUCACCAAAGGGUAUCAUGUUGAUGGAUAAUCUAUUCAAUCAAACAUUGGUCAAUGGUACCCUUACAGCUCAACCUUCAAUCCAUCUCUCUUUUCUAACACUAUCACAUGUUCAGAGAAAAAUAGAUCUAAUCACUCUCUUUUCAGGUGGUCAAAUUGGAAUGUACUCUGGUUCAAUGGAAACUAUUUUUGAUGAUAUUCAAACAUUAUCUCCUACAAUGUUUGCUUGUAUUAGUAGAUUCUAUAAUAUUGUUUAUGAUCAUUGUAAUCUUUUAAAAUUAUUGAAUCAAAAAGAUAAAAUAAAAGAAGUAUUGGGAAAUAGAAUACAAGUAUUUGUUGCAUUUGGAGCAUUUACAAAUCAAACAACAAAAGAUUUUAUGUCUGAUAAUUGGCCACAUGUUCCAUUUAUUGAUGUUUAUGGACAAAAUGAAGAUACUGGAUGUGGUCUAUCACAAAAUGGUGUCAUCAUUUCAGAUUCAACUCAAAUUCGUCUAGAACCAGUUCCUGAAUUGGGGUACUCUCCCGACGAUAAACCAUUUCCACGUGGAGAACUUGUCAUCAAGAAACCAACAUUCUCUCCGGGUUACUACAACAGACCAGAUCUAACUGAACAACAAUUUAUUGAUGGAUGGUAUUAUUCUGGUGAUAUUGUCUCUAUUGAUUCAAAUAACAUAUUGACAAUGAUUGAUAGAAAAAAACAUGUAUUUAAAUUGGCAAAUGGUGAAUUUGUUGCACCAGAAAAUUUAGAAACACAUUAUAUAAAUUCAACAAUGAUAGAAUCAAUUUUAAUUUAUGGUGAUAUAUAUCAAUCAUUUUUAGUUGGUAUUAUUGUACCAUCAAAUGAAAUGAAAAUCAAAUAUCCAAAAGCAGAUGAUGGUAGAUUGGUGGAUGAAUUGGAAUCGAUCAUCUAUCAAGAUUUAUUAAGAAUUGCUCGAGAAGUUAAACUGGCUAAUUAUGAAGUACCUAAAUUCAUUAAAUUGGAUUAUGAUACCGUUUGGAGUGAAGCCAAUCAAUUAUUGACUCAAUCAAGUAAAACUUGUAGACAUGCGCUCUACAGUUUUUAUAAAUCAACAAUCAAUUCAAUGUACCAAUCACACAAUACAAAUAAUAUAUCACAAUUAAUUAAAUCAGUUUUAAAUAUUCAUGACGAUAAUAGUAAUUCAUUAUCAUUUACUCAACUUGGUGGUGAUUCAUUAUCUGCAAUUAAACUAAGUCAUAUUUUAAAAGAAAAAAUUAAUAUUGAUAUACCAACAUCAAUCAUUUUAAAUAUUGAUAAUGAUUUAUCAAAAUUGACAGAUUUAUUGGGUCAAUUUAUCAACAAUAAUGAUAAGACAAAUUUAAAAAAUCAAGAAAUUAAUUGGGAAAAUGAAAUUAAACUUGAUGAAUCUAUUCAAAAAGGAAACAAAACUGUUAAAGAUACACAAAAAAAAAAUCAGCAAAGAUUCAAUGUAUUUUUAACUGGAUCAACUGGUUAUCUUGGAUCAUAUCUACUUUAUCAAUUAUUGGCAGAUGAAAGAGUUGAAAAGAUUUAUUGUUUAAUUAGAAAUACUAGUUUAAAGGAAUCAAUAGAUAUUAUUGACCAAUUAAAUACAAAGUAUCGUUUGGAUGUGGAUAAUGGUAAAAGAAAUACGUCUAGAGUUGUCAUUGUACAUGGUGAUUUAUCGUUGAUAAAAUUUGGACUGUCGGAUGAAGCAUUUUUAAAUUUGGCAAAUCAAGUCAAUUUAUUAAUUCAUAAUGGUGCACUUGUCAACAUGGCCAUACCAUACAACAAUACAAGAGCAGCCAAUGUAACCUCUACCAUUGAAAUGCUUAAAUUGUCAACUGCUGGUGAUCACCUCAUCCCAUUGUCUCACAUCUCAUCGGUUGGUGUAUUCCAUCUAGAGGAUCAACAAGAAAUGUUAAUUACCGAACAAACUAUUCCAUCACUUUCAAAUCUUGACAAACUCAAUGGAUACCGUCAGUCUAAAUUGGUUGCUGAACAAAUCAUUCGAGAAGCAUAUGCAAGAGGAUUCCCAAUCACUAUGCAUCGUCCCGGUACCAUCUAUGCCGAUUCAAGAACAGGUGUUGACAAUGAAAAUGAUUUGGUUAGAAUGAUUACAAAAGGUCUAUUAUACAUGAAAUCUUACCCAAGUCAAGACAAAGAAAAAUCUGCUGCUUCUUCUCCUUUACCAAGUUAUAAUUUAGUGCCAGUUGAUUGGGUAUCAAAAUCAAUCAUUCAAUUAUCAUUAAAUCAUAAAGAAGAUCAAGAUCAAACAACAUUACCAAUAUACCAUAUGAUCAAUGAAACAAAUACAUCGAUUGCAACUAUUGGUCAAGUUAUUAGGGAUAGUGGAUUAAUAGGAGAAAUGAGGGAAAUCAGUUUGGAACGAUGGCAAAAAGAAUUAAUUGAUUGCACAGAAUCAAAUCCACUCUAUCCAAUGAAAUCUAUUGUCUCUAAUAACAACCGCAACAGUGAAAACCAAAAUGAUGAUGCAUAUACUUACAAGGUACAAUUUAAAACACCUUUUACAACCAACUCUUUAAAAGGUUAUCAACUUGACCCAUGUCAACCAAUUUCAACUAUUAAUAUUCUAAAAAAUAUUCAAUACUUGAAUGAAUCUUCUGGAUUCCUAAAAAAAUAA